Molecule: messenger RNA, 1821 nt
Organism: Pichia kudriavzevii
Lineage: Eukaryota; Fungi; Ascomycota; Pichiomycetes; Pichiales; Pichiaceae
Exons: 1
Coding region: 1-1821 (606 amino acids)
Source: RefSeq, a predicted model, not a curated record
AUGCUCGUUUUCCCAUCUUGUGAACUUCAAGGUUUUUUUUUGUUUGGAGGAGACACUUUGAUGCAUUUCCGUCUCUGGGGCUCUUGUCCAAACACAAUUACCGAUACACACACACACACACACACAGAGUCAAUGUCCAUCCGGAAGUUCUUUAGGAGAAAGGAGAAGGCGUCCAAGGCCAAGGCCGCUACACCACAGACCCAGUCGCCGCAGACAGUCCAUGCCGUUCCGAAACCAAGAGAAUUCCAUGUGGCUAAUAAUAACUCCGCCUCCACUCCUUCUCAACAAUCGCAAUCACAAUCGCAAUCACAAUCACAAUCACGGCUACCACCACAGUUACCAUCAACCGGUGCCCCCAUUCCAGAAGAGUUGCUUCCAGUUAUAACGUUGAUCAACCACCAACAGACAAGAAAAUACUACUCUGGUUCCGCCCUGUACUCGGAAGACGCCCAGAAUUGGAACGAAGCCGCAUUCGACCUGGUGGGUAACGAUAUCUCCAUCCAUUCUGAUUUGGAGGACCCAAUCAUCAUCAACAUUUGCGAUUGCGAAGUCUCUCUGGACAGUCAGAACCCUCUCUUGUUCUCCAUUUCAAUCACCAACAAGUCGGUCAUUUUCUUCCAGCUGCACUCGGAGCAUGAAGUCCCCUCCUUCUAUUCGGCGAUCUUGUUAUGUAAAUUCGAGUACCAGCAUUUGCAACAGGCUUAUACGGGCGCUUUGCUGUCUUCCCAGGCAAUCCACUAUAGUGAUAUCAAAACCCUCCUAUCGCCAAACAACAAAAACAUAAAGGAAGAAUGGUGUGUUGUUCGCUUCCCCUUUUUAAACGAUAAAUGGGUCAGAUGUCUCGUCGUUGUUAAGCCAAACAAUAAGGUGGAAAUCUACUCUUCUUCUUCAAAAACGAAAAAAUGCCUAUUGGCCACUAUAAAUAACGGAAUUUCAACAUACACCAUUUACCCUAACGACCCCUCUCAGAUUCUUAACAACUCUCUCUUGCGAGUUUAUGCACACACCUACAUCAACGAAUCCCUACUCAAUUCAAUCUUGAAUGACGAUACAAAGAGCUCUCUCAAUACAGACUCGAUUAUCUCUAAACCAAAAUCAAAGAGUAGAAGCAGGGCAAAUUCCUUCACUAUCACAAAGAGAUUAUCUUCUCUCUCUCUGAGGUCGCAAGAUUCAGCUCCAUUGUCCUCAACUCCAUCAGGAACACCUUCGAUCAUCUCUAGAAGUAACUCUAGAAGUAAUUCCAGAAACCACCGUAGACUACUAUCAGUCGAUACCUCCUUAUCAAUCGACACAACAGUCUCCGACUCUUCAUUCAGUAACUCAAAAGUCCCAAAAAAACUACACAAGAAAUCUAUCUUGAAAACUCACUUGGUUUACCUGAUCCCGGAAUCCCACCCCAGUGUCAAACCAUGCGAAAUCAUGUUACGCUUGCUGAUCCCCCUGUUGAACUCCUUCACUCUUUAUGGACGUCCAGCAAAGUUCAUUUCUUCGAAAACCGACAAGAAUUCACUACUUUUCGGUUUACCGCAAUUACCAAACACUUACUAUUUGUCCACCAGCUCUGCAGAACAAUUGGUCAGGUUGAACAUGGAUAACGCAAAGAGAGAAAACUGGACAUCCUCAGAUUGGAUUCUCAUACUCAAGGAAUUGCUGGGUAAACUCAUGGAAAAUGGUUGGACCGGAGGUUCCUACGUGGGGGAUUUAGGUGCUCUCAACGUCAACCUACCAGCUAACAGAGGUAAUGAUAAUCGUUUGCCGUCUUAUGAUCCAAUGGAAGAUUUCAUUGAUAGAUCUUCAACGGCAACUUCUGUACUUGCAUGA